This is a messenger RNA of Coprinopsis cinerea okayama7#130, 753 nucleotides long. RefSeq lists its product as hypothetical. The transcript has 4 exons. NCBI's taxonomy places the organism in Eukaryota, Fungi, Basidiomycota, Agaricomycetes, Agaricales, Psathyrellaceae. Bases 1 to 753 code for a protein of 250 amino acids. The record is from RefSeq and is a predicted model, not a curated record.
AUGGACUGCGAUGUUAACUACGACGAAGGGCCGGCGUCGAUAGCUGAUCUUGUCGAUCUUCACUACAGUUAUAGCUGUUCUGAUUCUAUGGACCCAGGAGGUGAACCUGUAGCAACGCUCAAGGCUUUCGAUGAAACAGGACUCUCGUCAGUGUACGGCAUCCAUAUACAGCUCAUCACCGGCGACUUCGUACCAGUGGAGGACUACAUGGACAUCCUAUCCCAACAACUAGCUUUCCAAUGUGACGAAAUCGCGCUGUGGCAGCCUCAGACUCUUCCGGGGUACGAUGACGAGAGUGUGCCGUCUGUCUAUCUUCCCACUGGAUACACUUCGCCGGAGCCUGAUCCAUCGUGUGUGGGUGCUGGUGCUCAAGUUCUGGAUGACAGUGUCCAACCCCGCGCCGAUCUUCCGCUCACCAACGAGGGUGAUCCGGGUCCCCUGCCUCAGUCUCCCACCAUUGGGUUGUCGUCCUAUUCCGAGCUUAGUGCGCAUGUCGAAGCCAUGAAGUCGGCAUUUCACCCUCCGGUUACUGGCUCUCAGGUUGUCGACGGAACGACCUCCGCACCGGUGCCACCCACGCGUAGAAAAGCUGGUCGCCCUAGGAAGGAUGCAAAAGCUAAAACUGCGGGGGGACAGCCGAGCAAAAGGCGGCCGAGGGAGAAGAAUAAGAUCGCGUGUUACUCUUGUCGGGUCCUCAAGGUCAAUUGCGGGCGCCCUCAAGCAGAUGGAGCUCAAAAUACACCGUGCGAGUAA